Mus pahari (shrew mouse) is the source of this 3687-nucleotide messenger RNA. It is a transcript of the gene Pfkfb2, whose product is annotated as 6-phosphofructo-2-kinase/fructose-2,6-biphosphatase 2. The coding region runs from base 149 to 1819 and encodes 556 amino acids. The transcript is spliced from 17 exons. Gene Ontology annotation, cellular component: cytosol. Gene Ontology annotation, molecular function: ATP binding; fructose-2,6-bisphosphate 2-phosphatase activity; 6-phosphofructo-2-kinase activity. The record is from RefSeq and is a predicted model, not a curated record. Lineage: Eukaryota; Metazoa; Chordata; Mammalia; Rodentia; Muridae. Gene Ontology annotation, biological process: fructose 2,6-bisphosphate metabolic process; fructose metabolic process.
AAUGCCACCAAGCUCCCCUGGGCCGGCUGCUUUGCGAGCUGACAGCCUUUGGCUGACACAGGUCCUCCCAGACCCCAGGAGCCCGCCCCCUGCCCGGCAGGUGCUUCAUUGGUCCAGCGUGCCUCCAGGUGCCUCCUGAAGAACUACCAUGUCUGAGAAUAGUACAUUUUCCUCAGAAGACUGCAACAGCAGCUAUAAACCCCACGCCUCAAAUCUCCGAAGGGCAGGGAAGAAAUGCUCAUGGGCUUCCUAUAUGACCAACUCCCCAACACUCAUUGUUAUGAUUGGCUUGCCAGCUCGGGGUAAAACUUAUGUGUCUAAGAAACUAACACGCUACCUCAACUGGAUUGGAGUACCCACCAAAGUGUUUAAUCUUGGGGUAUAUCGACGUGAAGCUGUCAAGUCCUAUCAGUCUUAUGACUUCUUUCGACAUGACAAUGAAGAGGCUAUGAAGAUCCGCAAACAGUGUGCUCUGGUGGCACUGGAAGAUGUUAAGGCCUAUUUUACUGAAGAGAGUGGGCAGAUUGCGGUGUUUGAUGCCACCAAUACCACUCGGGAGAGGAGGGACAUGAUUUUGAACUUUGCCAAGCAGAAUGCCUUCAAGGUAUUCUUUGUAGAAUCUGUCUGUGAUGAUCCUGAUGUCAUUGCUGCCAAUAUUCUGGAGGUUAAGGUGUCAAGCCCUGACUACCCCGAAAGGAACAGGGAGAAUGUGAUGGAGGACUUCCUGAAGAGGAUUGAGUGCUACAAGGUCACUUACCAGCCCCUUGACCCAGACAACUAUGAUAAGGAUCUUUCUUUCAUAAAGGUGAUAAAUGUAGGCCAGAGAUUUCUGGUCAACAGAGUUCAGGACUACAUCCAGAGUAAGAUUGUCUACUACCUGAUGAAUAUCCAUGUCCAUCCUCGCACCAUCUACCUUUGCCGGCAUGGAGAGAGCGAGUUCAAUCUUUUGGGAAAGAUUGGGGGUGACUCUGGCCUUUCGUUGCGAGGAAAGCAGUUUGCUCAUGCUCUGAAGAAGUUUCUGGAGGAACAGGAGAUCCAGGAUCUUAAAGUGUGGACGAGCCAGUUGAAGAGGACAAUUCAGACUGCUGAGUCUCUUGGGGUGACCUAUGAGCAGUGGAAGAUCCUAAAUGAGAUUGAUGCUGGCGUGUGUGAGGAGAUGACAUAUUCAGAGAUUGAGCAACGGUAUCCAGAGGAAUUUGCGCUUCGAGAUCAAGAGAAGUAUCUGUAUCGCUAUCCCGGUGGGGAGUCCUACCAGGACCUGGUGCAGCGGCUGGAGCCUGUCAUCAUGGAGCUAGAGCGCCAAGGCAACAUCCUCGUUAUCUCCCACCAGGCUGUCAUGCGCUGCCUCCUGGCCUACUUCUUGGAUAAAGGCGCAGAUGAGUUACCAUACUUGAGGUGCCCCCUGCACAUCAUCUUCAAACUUACUCCUGUGGCCUAUGGUUGCAAAGUGGAAACAAUUACACUGAAUGUGGAUGCUGUAGACACGCAUCGUGACAAGCCAGCUCACAACUUCCCCAAGAGCCAAACCCCUGUAAGGAUGAGAAGGAACAGCUUUACGCCUCUGUCCAGUUCGAACACAAUAAGGCGUCCAAGAAAUUACAGUGUUGGGAGCCGACCCCUCAAGCCCCUCAGCCCUCUCCGUGCCCUGGACAUGCAAGAAGGGACGGACCAGCCGAAGACCCAAGUCCAACAAGGGUCAGCCCAGGCUACAGAACAUCCACAGAAAACCCUGGAGUUUGCAAAUGGACAUAGGGAAGUGGAGAAUUUGCUGGCUGAGCAUAGACACCCCUCAAUGGCAUCCCUCACUUUGCUCUCCUGAUGUGAGGCUGAGGCCAGACCUCUCCGAGGAACUGGAACUGCUAAAAAGCUUGGGAUGCCAGCGUCACUGAGGCUAGAGCAGGAAGUUAAGUGGGAGCUUCUCAUUUGAGGCUACCAAAAAUGCAGCCUGGAAAACCUUCACUACAUUUCUUCCCCUCAUGCCUAACAGGAAUAGUACUACAUUGUGCCUCAGAAAGUCUUCAACAGCCUGAACAAGUUAGUUCUUGUCUCUUUUGAACCAAGUUUGCAAAUACCAUUCUACUUAGGCAUUGAGUAUUCUACCUAUGACUGGCUGACUGCAUCCUUAGCUGGAGAUCUGCCUAAUGUGCGAACACACUGUUUCAGAAUUGGUUUCUAGGUGAGGAUGAGCUGCAGGAAUCCUCUUGUGCUCACUGAAAGCUGCUCUUCCCAUCUGAUGGAGGAGAGCAGGCUGAAGUGCAAUAUGAAUGCUAGUGGUCACCUCUUGCAGUGUGGAAAAUGAGACAGACCACCAGGCAAAUGGAGGGUGUCAGGAACUAAGCUCUCAAGUGCUCUUCUCUGGUGGCAGGAGUGUAGUAUCCGUGGCUCCCUUUUCAUCGAGAGAGGUUUUUCUUGUUCCAUGCUCUGUGGUACAGGGUCUGGCUGCUAGACUUCUCCAAGGGGGACCAACCUUUACAUUCUCUCAUAGCUACUGUUUUCUCUCGGAGGCUCGUACCUCACACACUGGACAGGACUGAUUCAGUGCCUCCUGACUGAGGGGUUGGGAAUGAAGGCUAGGUGGGACUAUCUCCAACCCAUAAGGAAAUAAAGGUGACUUCUUGGGAAUAAAUUACACUGGUUUUUUAUUUUAUUUUUUUUAAUUUCAAAAUGGGCAGAAGCAGCUAUGCCCCUUGUAUCUGUCUAAUUGAUGUGAUCUCUGGAAAGCUGUGGCUGUAACUGCAGGGGCAGUGGUCCCAUGCUGGGUGCCUCUGUUCCAGCUGUCACUACUGUGAUCAGCUGGUCUCCCACCACUGCAACAUAGCCUUGGGGCAUCAGUGAGUGGGUGUCUCUUUUAGAAGAAUCAGAUUGUUGUUCAAAGAUCUCUGAGUGUCUGAUGCAUCCACACUGUGACUAUGAAUGCACCCCUGCUGUGGUAUUUUUGAAGAAGAGUGCAGAAGCCACAAAGUGUAUUGUACCUUACCAGUAGAAUUCAGUGUUACUGUUUUUUUCCCCCAUUUUAUUUUCAUUUCUUUUUUACUGGAGCUGCACAGUUGUUGGGCAGAAAGAUAAGUAGCAAGAAAAGUGCUUUUUCUAAAUAGUUCUUUUAUACUGUAAAAUCCUGGAGACUGUUACCUACGUAGGGUGUGAUGAACUGCUGGCGGUUCAGUGACUCCCAGGAUGCAGCUGACUUUCUAUGGAUGCAUGUCACCUGGAGAGGCUCCUUCCUCUGCUGAGGGCAGGUGUUCUUUCCGCGGCUGAUCGCAGCAUACUGUACUACGGGGCUUUUUUCUUGUGGUAUAGGAUGCUUUCUGCAUUGAAGUACACUCCUUUCUGAUGAUCAGAUGGUAUUUUUAGGAAGCUAUUUAUUUUGUGUGUUUGCAUGUAUUUAAUCAGAAUGCAAUUUCUGAUCUGUGUUCUGCUAGCAAUGUAGGUGGCUUGAACCUUGAGCCUAAUGUCCAUAGUAUUACCUUAAGUUAAAUUUGUAGAACAUAAAUGUCUGUAUAUGUCAAAGAACAGUAACUAUGUUAUGAUUGUAGCUUUUUAAUUUUUUUCUCAUAAAUUUUAUUAUAAACCAAGAAAUGUAUUUCUCUGGAAAAAAGUUCUCUCUUCGAUAAGUAAAACCAUGCUGAAAUAUCUCAGUGACAUAUACUGCUUUUGUAAUAAAAUAAAGUUAUUUUUUAUUAAAAGGUA